GAUAUUUCGACUGUCUUAUACAAUGAGAGAUUAGGAAUUGAGCUUUUAAAAAUGCAUUUGAAACAAUUAUGUUUGCUGUUUACCGUUUUGGGGGUAGUUGCAUCGACACCCCGUUUCGUGUCGCCCAGCGUCAGAACUUACUGCCCCAAUGUUACAGUGGCCACUAAUUUUACAAUGAACGAUUUGGUCGGUACGUGGUAUGAAGUCAGUCGAACCCCAAACCAAUGGGAACUUGGCAAAUGCACGAGAGUUCAUCAUAUUCUUUCAGAAAAUGGUACCGAGAUUAGUUUGCACUGGGAGCAAUUAGUUCCGAAUAGAUGGGAAUUAGAAUACAGCUAUGCUCUUAGCAUUGCCAGGCAUAUUCCAGGCCUACCCUCGGCAAAUCUUCUGCUACAGUUCAUACAACAAGGUGCUUACCCCAUGCCUUAUACCAUACUAGACAUUGUUCCAGGAUCCUACUAUGUGGCGCAUACUUGCUACGCAUUCCCAUAUCGUUGGUAUCCAGGCGGAUUUUUGUAUGUGGAAAUGGCAUGGGUAAUGAGCCGAACUCCCUACAUGAACCCGAUAUCUCGCGAAUUGCGUCGGUUAACCCUGGAACAGUCAGGAGUCAUCACAAGUUGGAUGAAAAAUGUUGAUCAGAAUAAUUGUGCCGCUGCUUAUCGAGAGUUGGGGAAUAACACCUUCCUCGCAACAAAUGGCGAUCGCCGAAAAACUGCAUAAGGCGCUAAUGUAUCGUUUAAAUGCUGUACAGUGUUUGUGGGCAGAAAUAUUGUGUAUCUUUAAUGCAUUUUCAUUAAAUGUAUUUUUCAUUCAUA
This is a messenger RNA of Ciona intestinalis (vase tunicate), 815 nucleotides long. NCBI's taxonomy places the organism in Eukaryota, Metazoa, Chordata, Ascidiacea, Phlebobranchia, Cionidae. The record is from RefSeq and is a predicted model, not a curated record.